Molecule: messenger RNA, 639 nt
Organism: Quercus robur (English oak)
Lineage: Eukaryota; Viridiplantae; Streptophyta; Magnoliopsida; Fagales; Fagaceae
Product: lachrymatory-factor synthase
Exons: 2
Coding region: 1-573 (190 amino acids)
Source: RefSeq, a predicted model, not a curated record
AUGCGGCUAAAAGAUGUCUCAGAGGCUGUCACCAAGGGAGCUAUGGCCGCACUUUUUAAACGCGGCCUAAGGUGGGAGCCCAAGUCAAAUUCUAAAUGGGAAGGCAAGGUUUGUACAAAACUGACAAAUGCCACCGCAGACCAAGUGUUCGUUCUGUACAAGGACUUCUUCAACUUCCACAAAUGGUUUCCUAGCCUAGCCACUUGCUAUGGUAUUCAUGGCACCAACGGUGAGCCCGGUUGCAUCAGAUACUGUGCUGGAUUCUCAAUCCCAUCCAACGAUGGUGACAAUAAGCCCGUUAGCUGGUCCAAGGAAAGAUUAAUAGCCGUCGAUGAUGAUGAACACAGAUUAAGCUACGAGAUUGUGGACAGCAAUAUUGGGUUCAAGUCAUACGUUUCUACGGUCAAGAUUGUUCCCCAAGGUGAUGAAGGGUGUAUGAUUGAGUGGUCGUUCACCGUUGAUAAGGUGGAAGGGUGGGUACUAGAUGAUUUGGUGAAGAAGUAUGAGGUGGGAUUGCAGCGCAUGGUUAAGAGAAUGGAAGAUGCACUAGCAAGUUUUGAGCCAGAAGGGUAGUUGUUUGUAAUCUUUUCUCAUUUAUCUUAUUAUUAAUUUCUAGUUACUUUUGUAUUUCCUAUUUUA